AUGUCCCAGUCCACUGAUAGCCAUCAGAUCAAGGGUGACAUAAAGAAAGCCUACGAUGAUAUUGCCAACGUCUAUCUUGACUGGACGCAACCCUCACAUCAACGGCGUCUUUCGUACGUCGAGUCCAUGCUUCAGUAUAUGGACCCUGCAAAGCAAAACCGCCAAAUGAACAUCUUGGAGCUCGGUUGCGGUGCUGGAGUCCCGUGUACGCAGCUUUUGUCGUCUCGUGGACACAGCGUCACCGCAAAUGAUAUUUCCGACGCCCAAAUUGCCCUGGCAAGAAAUCGACUACCUCCAUCCGUGAAUCUUAUCCCAGGUGACAUGAUGGAAUUGGAGUUCGCUCCGGAGCAGUUCGAUGCUGUGCUGGCCCUGUAUUCAGUUAUCCACCUACCUCGUGAUGAACAAACAACGAUGCUUCGCCGCAUUUUCCAAUGGUUGAAGCCUGGGGGACGGGUGCUCGCUAACUUCACUGCAGCUGAAUUUGCGAGCUCUACUGAUCCAUCUUGGUUGGGUAGCUCACAGGGAGCUAUGCAUUGGAGUGGGUGGGGCAGAGACGAAACAAAAAGAGUUCUCUUGGAUAUUGGCUAUGAGAUUGAAAUUGACGAGAUUUUCGAAGACUUGGAGGAACACGAUGGAGUUUCACAGAGCAUCGCGUUUCACUGGAUCUUGGCGAAGAAAUCCUAG
Molecule: messenger RNA, 684 nt
Organism: Talaromyces rugulosus
Lineage: Eukaryota; Fungi; Ascomycota; Eurotiomycetes; Eurotiales; Trichocomaceae
Exons: 1
Coding region: 1-684 (227 amino acids)
Source: RefSeq, a predicted model, not a curated record